CAGCCGGAAGGGGCGGAGCCGAAGCGGCGGCGGCUAAGGAGGCAGCAGUGGCGGCGGCGGCGGCUCUGGAGGCCGCAGUCCUGGUCCUGGCUUCGGCCCCAGCCCCACCAUGGUGACGCUCGCUGAGCUGCUGGUGCUCCUGGCCGCUCUUCUGGCCACGGUCUCGGGCUACUUCGUCAGCAUCGACGCGCAUGCUGAGGAGUGCUUCUUCGAGCGGGUCACCUCGGGCACCAAGAUGGGCCUCAUCUUCGAGGUGGCCGAGGGCGGCUUCCUGGACAUCGACGUGGAGAUUACAGGACCUGAUAAUAAAGGAAUUUAUAAAGGAGAUCGAGAGUCCAGUGGGAAAUACACAUUUGCUGCUCACAUGGAUGGAACAUAUAAGUUUUGUUUUAGUAAUAGGAUGUCCACCAUGACUCCAAAGAUAGUGAUGUUCACCAUUGAUAUUGGGGAGGCUCCAAAAGGACAAGACAUGGAAACAGAAGGUGGUGGCGAUACCUGGGAUGCUCACCAGAACAAGCUAGAAGAGAUGAUUAAUGAGCUAGCAGUUGCGAUGACAGCUGUAAAGCAUGAACAGGAGUACAUGGAAGUCCGGGAGAGGAUACACAGAGCCAUCAAUGACAACACAAAUAGCAGAGUGGUCCUCUGGUCCUUCUUUGAAGCUCUUGUUCUAGUUGCCAUGACAUUGGGACAGAUCUACUACCUGAAGAGAUUUUUUGAAGUCCGGAGGGUUGUUUAAAAAGCCUUUUCCUGAUGAUCCCAAACUCAUAAUUCACUGUUUACCAUACACCUUGGUCAUAAUAAUGUCAUUAGUUUCUAUGUUUUUAUUUUCUGAACUGUACAUUCACAGCUUAUGUUUCUUUGUGAUUAAUAGAUAUUGGGAGGAAAACACCUUUUUAGGAAAGUUAUAGUGAAAUUUUGACAUUUGAUUGGCAUAAUUUCUUAUUUAAAUGCUGUGUCCAGAACUCAAACACUGUAAAUGAAAUAUAAGAGUAUAGUCCUUAUUAUGUGUUCUUUUUCUUUUGUUUUCAUAAUAAAGUGCAGUUUGUUCAGGAAAUUGGCACAAAGCCUUAUAGUACUAUACUAAAAUGACUGCAUUGUUUGGAUUCCUUCAUCCUGUGGUUCAAUUCAUUAAAGAUUCAUUUUGUUGAAUCCUUAUGAGAAAGAACAUUCUGAAUCUCCACAUUUUCUUCCCAUCCUAAUGGCAGAACUCUUUGACGUUGGAGUAUUCUACCAGGCUGGGUAGUUUUAUACUUUUAUCUUGUUUUUGUUUUAAAGAUAAGACUUGCCCCCAAACACAUUUUUCCCCUCUGAAUUUUUACAUUGAACCUUAGGACUCAAUCACCUCCAAUUAAAUUGAUGACACAAGCAGCUAAUAACUAAUUUUAGGUUUCUGCCUAAUCUUGUAAGAAGUCUCUGUCAAAGCUAAUUCUCUGGGUGUUUCAGCUAAAACUAGCUCUUUUUCUUUCUGUGCUGGCACAUCCACUUUCUCCACUCUUGUCAUGUAGGAAGUAUGCAUUCACAUAAUUGGAAAAAAUCUGGAUUUCUGAUGCCAAAGGGUUAAAGCCUCUUGGAUUUCAUUGUGGUGAUUUACAGCCACUAUUUUAUUUUUGGUCAAGUGGCCUAUGGGCCACUGUUUAACUCGGGCACUGAACAUCAGUGUCAAUACUAGGGUUUUUGUUUUUGUUUCUCUUGGGUCUUUUUUGGCACAUGUGAAUUUUGUUUUGUAUAACAUGAAAUGACUUUCUCUUGAUCUCUGAUGAUGGAUUUAAAAUUAAAGGAGCAUCUGGUUUUAGUGUGGGGAUGAUCCAGGAUUAUGUUGUGACUGAUGUAUAUUAGUUACUUGUACAUUGUUUUUGGAUAUUUGCAAGGGGAAAACUACAAGUAACGAGUUUUAUAUAAUUAAUUUAAAUUUGUUACAGGUUUUCACGUUCAGGAUAAACAAUUUUUCAACCUUAGGUGAAAAUACUUGCAACAGUUUAUUGAUAAGGUGACUGUUUCACCUUAGGAAUACUGUUGCAUGCCAAUUUUUUUGUGUGUGUGUGAAGACACUUCAAAAUUGAAUUAAAAGAUGUAAAUUUAAAAUUGAUUGUGUAUCUUAAUAUGCCCCAGGUUCAGUAAAUAAACAAUUCUUUUUAAAAACA
Cynocephalus volans (Philippine flying lemur) is the source of this 2141-nucleotide messenger RNA. RefSeq names its product transmembrane p24 trafficking protein 2 (gene TMED2). The transcript is spliced from 5 exons. Gene Ontology annotation, cellular component: endoplasmic reticulum; COPII-coated ER to Golgi transport vesicle; Golgi apparatus. Gene Ontology annotation, biological process: Golgi organization; intracellular protein transport; endoplasmic reticulum to Golgi vesicle-mediated transport. NCBI's taxonomy places the organism in Eukaryota, Metazoa, Chordata, Mammalia, Dermoptera, Cynocephalidae. The record is from RefSeq and is a predicted model, not a curated record. The coding region runs from base 110 to 736 and encodes 208 amino acids.